Brenthis ino (lesser marbled fritillary) is the source of this 3339-nucleotide messenger RNA. Lineage: Eukaryota; Metazoa; Arthropoda; Insecta; Lepidoptera; Nymphalidae. The record is from the annotation of a GenBank genome assembly.
AUGGAAUACGCGCGCUUUGUGGCGUGCGCAGUACUGUUGCUGUGUCCGCUCGCGCUGAGCCGACACGAUGACGACUUUGCUUUCGACAACAACGAGGAGUUUCAGGUUGAACUGACAGCGAAUCAUUCAGAGAUAGCAAAAAAUGGCCUAAGGAGGUUAUGGGGUGUUCCGGACACAUCGGCCUACGUGGGACAUCUAUUCAGAAUGGAAAUCCCUAAAGAGGCCUUCUCCGGGGCCGUGUUAGCAUAUAAGGUUAGGAAAGAAGAUGGUCGGCAUAUGCCAAACUGGCUGGCUGUAGACACCAAGCACGGACUCAUAACCGGCGUGCCACAAAAGCAGGAUUUAGGCUCUCACGCCUUCACCGUAGUGGCUCACGGGCGCACACACGGACUGACAGCUACCGACUCAUUCACUAUUGAAGUGAAAAGUUCGGAUGAUAAGCCACAAUCUAAGUACGGAACUUGUGUUAAUAACGAAAAAAGACUUGUAUUGGCGAUACUCAUAGAUAGCAGCUUCCACAAAAUCUCGCCUCGUCAACGGAUACGAGCGCUCAUGGAACUUGCUAGUUUCAUGGCGUUAGAUGGGGAUGAAUUUUGGAUGGAGCCAUACAAAGCAGAAUCAGCGAAAUCUCAUACAGUUCUUAUGAGCGGAGCGGGCACUACGAAACGAAGAAAAUCCGAAGCAACCACUGCUAUAUACUUGAAUGUGGGUUGCGGUGAAAAGCUCUGGUCACGUCACAAAGUCCUGGUAGCUGGGUUAAGAGAACAGUCACGUGAUGGAACACUCCAUCAGAUUCUACGUUUACCAAUACUCGGCUGGAGACUGAUUGGUAUUAAACCCUUACCUCGACACAAGCGACAGACACCUCUCGACGAAGGGUCCGGCCUGUCCUACGACAUGUACGACGAAGAGAACGACGACCAAUACAGUGGAUACGACGAAGACGACGAAGGAGAUGACUACACUAACAUAGACGUCGGGCCCGUGCCUGAUAUCGAACACAAAGUGAAAAUCACUCCGUACUCUGAAUCUGCAUCGGAAGCCACCAACACAAUCAAUGUAUCAAAGGAUGCUGUGGACCCACGACGUUUCCAAGACCACGUCCCAAUUGUAAUAGUUCCUGAAGAUAUAACAACAUCAACGGAACCCGAACUGCAAACCGUAAUAAUACGCGAGUCCAACGAAGUACCGGUGUCAUCGGAAAUACCGUCGACGCAGCCCACGACUGAGGAAACUUUGACAAGUCCAUCAACAACGUCAAGUACAACAACGUCCACGACAACGACAACGGAAACGACAUCCACUUCGACGACAACGACAACCCCGCCACCCGUUACCAUAGUAACCGUACCAACAACGAUUCCUACAACACCUACCCCCGAAGUUACGACAGAAGAAGUAACCAAGCAGGAAACAUUAACAUCGACGGACAGAAGCAGCACCAUAAUAGGCAGAACAACAGAGACUGUUCCGUUCACUCUACCCGUCAACCAGCCCCCUACACUAAAGCAUCAUAUGAAAAAGCUCGCCAUCACUGCCGGAAAGGCAUUUAGAUAUAUCAUCCCUGCCGACCUGUUCACUGACCCGGAGGAAGGCAGUAAUCUAACAUUCACCAUGUACGAAGCCGAUAACGUGCCGCUGAGCAAAAAUUCUUGGAUACAGUUUAUUCCAACUGAAAGAGAGGUCUAUGGAUUGCCACUCGAGGCGCACGUGUCUCGCUGGAACUUCAUAGUAGAAGCGCAAGACAGCGAAGGACAAGUCGCUAGAGGGCCUCUAGACAUCACAGUACAACAGCACAAAAGCGGGCGUACCAUCAACCACCAGUUCAUCAUGCAGUUCAAACUUCUCAAACAAUACACUACGGCAAUAGAUUGGCAGAUUAGAGCCCUGGAAGGCAUAGUCAAUCUAUUCAGGGACACUGAUAUGGAUCAUUUGACAGUGUUAAAUGCGACACAAAAUGGCGAUCUGUACGAGUUUGUUUGGACUAACGAUACUCUGCCCAAAGACCCGGCGUGUCCUAUGGAUGAUAUCAACAGGCUUAUGAAGAUUAUGUCUUCGGACACGGAGAGUGGCAGUCCGUCGGCGGGGCUGGCGCGCGCCAUGUCACCGGAGCUGAAGGUGUCGGAGGUGGCGUGGCGCGGCGCGGGGCGCUGCGCGGGGCCCGGCGCUGGGACCGGCGGCGCGCGCGCGCCCGACACCUACCCGCCCGUCACGCGCAACCAGGUCGACCACCUCACCGCCACCGUGGGCCAUCUGCUCGUCUACAAGGUGCCGGAGGAUACAUUUUUCGACCCAGAAGACGGCAGCACGCGCAAUUUACACUUGUCUCUCAAAUAUAGCGAUCGCUCGGAGUUACCUUCAAAUCACUGGUUGCAGUUCGACGCACGGAACCAGGAGUUUUAUGGACUGCCUACCAGUAGCGAUGAAGGAAGCGUACAUUAUCAGCUGAUCGCCGAGGACUCUACCAAGAAGAGCGCCUACGAUAGCCUGAUAGUGGAAGUGGCGAAGGCGCCGACCAUCCGCCCCACCGUCGAGUUCCAAAUGACAAUGGACCCGUCGCCCAACCUCGUCGACAGUGCGAAUUAUAAACGAAAAGUCGUAGAGAAGCUGGCAGCUCUGUUUGGACAGAAAGAGACGGAUAAUAUCAGGAUACAAAGUAUAACGGAUAAUCCUACUACGAUUAUAUGGUACAACACAAGCUUGCCAAUGGACAGAUGUCCGCAACGAGAAAUCGAAGAGUUACGAAGAAUGAUAAUAGUGGACGAGCGAGGCGCUGUCGGUGGAAAUCUAAAAGAUCACGUCGACCAGAUAUUCGAUAAAGAUUUAAAGGUCAUGUCCAUUCGUCUCAUACCUCUAGGACUUUGCGCAGAACAAAAUACCAAAGUACCUAAAGCAAUGGUCCCGGUGCACACCGGCACCAAUUUGCAGAAUAAAGCAACAAAUGCCAGUCCGGAAUAUUCAGAUUAUUUGGUCACUUUCGUCAUACCUGCUGUUGUUAUCGUGUGCAUGAUUGUUGUAGCGGGCAUCAUCGCCUGCGUGCUCUAUAGGCGGCGGCGUACAGGCAAGAUGAGCGUUGGCGACGAAGAAGAGCGUCAAGCGUUCAGAUCCAAGGGCAUCCCGGUGAUAUUCCAGGACGAGCUCGAAGAGAGAGCUGAUGCUGAGCCGGCGGAUAAGAGUCCAGUGAUCAUGCGAGAGGAGAAGCCCCCCCUCCUGCCCCCCGCCCCCGAGUACCGCGACGACGCGCCCUACCGCCCGCCCCCGCCCUUCACCGCCACCCGCACCCCCCCGCGCCCCAAAGCCACCCCCACCUACAGGAAACCCCCGCCGUAUGUACCCCCC